GAAGUGUGCAAGGAGCAGAUGGAGAGCUUGACUCUUACAGAUGAUAGCCCUAAGUCAUCAUCAAAGAGUCCUAACGGUGAAAUAAAUUCCUAGAGAAAAAAAAUUAGAAAAGGUGGAAAGAGCACCCUCCGCACACUCAAAUCUACUAACAGUAAGAAGAAAAGAAGAAAAAAUAUGCUAAAAGCUUUAACUGGACCACAAUUUCAGCCAAAAGCACAAUUAAGAGAAAAUGAGCUGAGACUUCCACUCGGUCUGGAAUCCAGGGCCCAGCAGACUAAAUUUCACAUGCGGUUUUCAUACAAAUCCAUGUUGCACAGUCUUUUCCCAGGAAGAUCUGAAUUUUCUUCAAGUCAGUUACCUUCAUUUUCCAAGGUCCAGGCACACCUAGAGACAUCUACAAGGCCUCAACUACCAAAGGUCCAGAGACAGCAAGUAACACCUUUCAUGACCCUUGACCAUCAGGUAUUCAACCAGACUCUCAAAAGAACACAACCUGUGGCACCAAGCUGUAUGCCUCUGGCAGAGCAUGGACCCAUGAGCCCAGACGGUGAUGCUGGCCGUACAGGAAACCCACUCACAACCCUUCUGGCCCUUGGGAAAGAAGAUGGCGGUGCGGAAUGGCAUUUAUCUGGAAGUAUUUUGGAUGUGUACAGAGAUGAACAGGGCAUUUCUCCUGUUAAUAUUGGUCCUACUAGUGCUUCUUGUCCAAGUAUUCUACCCAUGAAAAAAGAAAUUGCAGAAACUGACAAUAGAGCGUUGGCGAAAGAGAGACAGAAAAAGGACAACCACAACCUCAUUGAAAGAAGAAGAAGGUAUAAUAUUAAUUACCGAAUCAAGGAACUUGGCACUCUUAUUCCAAAGUCUAAUGAUCCUGAUAUGCGCUGGAACAAAGGGACCAUUCUAAAAGCGUCCGUGGAGUACAUCAAGUGGCUACAAAAAGAACAACAGAGAGCCCGGGAGUUAGAACACCGACAGAAGAAAUUAGAGCAGGCCAACCGGCAGCUGAUGCUUCGAAUUCAGGAACUAGAAGUCCAGGCCCGCGCUCAUGGUCUGCCAAUGCUGGCUUCACUAGGCACAGUCGACCCCAGCGCCCACCUCACCAAACAGCAGACCCAGUCUGAGAAGAACUGCCUGGGCUACUGCCAACAGCUGACUCCAUCUCAGGGGACAAGCCCGGAGUUCUGUGAACAAGCUGUGGCCUUCUCUGACCCUCUGUCCCACUUCACAGAUUUAUCCUUUAGCGCUGCUUUGAAAGAGGAACAGCGCCUGGAAGGCAUGCUACUAAGUGAUACAAUAUGUCCCUUCGGGAGGGACCCACUGCUCUCCGCCAUUUCUCCCGCUGUGUCCAAAGCAAGCAGCGGAAGCAGCCUCAGUUCCGAGGAUGGCGAUGAAUUGUAAGCCACAAACAGGCUCGAGCCAUCACCCAGGAAGCAACUCCACACUGGUGCUAUGCAGUCAUGAUCUGUGUUUCAUGCAUUGUUUCCACGUAAUCCUUUGAAAGGAAUUACAUUGCCCGUGGGGGAAAUGUGAUCAGAACCAAGGGAAGAAAGAACUCAUGGGAAGAAGAAGCGUGAUGUUAAAGAGUUACUGAAGACUGCAGUAUUGCUUUCAGAUUUUCUUUUAUUUAAUUUUCCUGGAAGGUGGUACAGCUUAAAAUGGCCCUAGUGUGCUACCUUCAGAGCAGUGACGUGAUAAGAUAUUAUUGGAGCUACAGUCCUUAAAGAGUCUGCAACCUCAGUCUUUUCUUACUUCCGUAUUCCGUGUCACCUUCUACAACAUCAUUUUUUUAAAGAAUCGAGACUAACAUUCGGCGAUAAUUUCUUUUCCAUGGUCUGGUGGACAUAUUAUGUAUUGUUGAACCCCUGUCAGGAAAUAAAGUAUAAAAUAUAUUUUUUUGUCACUUAAACUUGAAACUCAAGUCUGGAAUAAACAUGGCAACUUUUCAAAAUAGAACAAAGAACAUUUCCAAAAAUGUCAUUUUCUAAAAUUAGACCCUGACUUCUUUAAUCAGUUCAGAAAGACCAAUUCUAAACAACUUCUUGCAGAUUUGUGUGUCUAUGUUCUCUUCAGAAAAGGGAACACAGUGCAGAAUCUCCUCUGGGACACGGUCCUGAGAUUUAAUGUUUUUUACACACACACACACACACACACACACACACACACACACUGUAAGGAGGGUGGACUAUUAUACUUUGGUUCAUCCCUCUGAUUAUCUGAUCAACACCAUAAACUAUAUUCCAAUUCUUUUUUUUUUUUUUUUUUGUUCUGUGAAGGAUGUGUAAUCAGUUUUAGUAACUCAAAUAUAAAAUGUCCCUAUUCUAGGAAACUGUAUCUGGUAUUUAACACUUGUAAUCAUGUCCAAUGUUAAAUAGAGAUUUUUGGUUGAUGUAUAUUAUCUCAAAAAUUGACAAGAUAUUGAACAUUAAAUUGCCAGCUGAUAAUCUGUAAGCUGGGACUACAUUUUAUUUUAUUUAAAUGUGACUAGGAGACGAAGUUCUUGCCCUGUGGUCUGGCUUUUUGUUAACAUUUAGUACAAUAUAAAUGUUUGUAUAUACAGUAUUCCAUUUGUGUUUUUAUUCUUAACUUUUCUAAACUUUGGGAGUUUUAUCAGAACACAUAUUGCUCUGUCUGACAUUAUGGCUGGACCUUAAUGAAUAACCAUGACCCAACCAAUAUCGAUGAGUGAAGGCUUAAAACUGCAUUGGUCCUUGUGAAAAUGUUGAACAAAUGAGAAAUAUAUGACCUAAUUCUAGAGGAGGCACUCACCAAGACCCAAUGAAAAACAAAACUGAAGGGUGGAGGGGCACAGAAUUAAAAUCUAAACAUACGCUGUGAAGCAGAAGAGCAGAGCCAAUGGGGAUGAUUACGAAGUUGAAGGAGAAAUGCAUAGCGCAAAGUGCACAGGCUGGAAACAAGUGUGUGAGUGGGGGUUAGUGUAGGGGACCAAAUGAUCAAAGAAAAGAAGUGUGGGAAACUUCUUCAUGGGAUGUUUGAUUGACAGAUCUGUGUGCCCUUCUUCAGGGGUUACAGAGACAAGUGAAUUUAGGAUGCCAUAAUAUAAUAGAGAUAAUGUUUGUUACUAGAAUGAAAAGUAAAUAACAAGAUGUGUAAUUCUUGGGUUAGUAUUUUGUCCACAGUAUGUCAUCCAAAAAGUGUUAGGCUCUUAGGCUAACGAAGAGUGAUGAUACUCAAACUCCUCAAUGUCGACAGCCUCUUGCUUGCCGUAGAUCAGCUCUGAAUUUGGAAUGUUGGAAUAAUUUGAUUGUUUGAGAUGGAAAAAUCAUUCACAAUUUCUGGGAAUGGCCAUUAAAAUCAGAUGUGUAAGAUUAACCUAAAAUGUGCUAUUUGAAAACAUUUUUCUCAAUAUUUUUAAGAGGACAUUUAACAGUUUUAAUAAUAAUGAUGAAAGUUUUCCUCAGGGGUGAUAAUUUGAUUUGACUUUGCAAAUAAGAGGGAAAUAAAUGUUCUGUGUCCCAGGCAGAACAUACUAUUCCAAGUGGAAUAUUAUUUCUUUUGUGUUUCUGCUGUCUCAGUUUCAUUGUAUCCCAAGGCUUGCAUAUUCUAAGGUGACGCUGUUAUUCUGCCAUCAUUUUCCAUGGUCUUGAGGUAAUACUCCUGGUCCAUGGAACUGAGGUCUCAUAGCGUUGGGUAAAAUAAGAACAUCAAGCCUAGACAUAAAGUUCUAGAGAAGAGACUAAUAAAUGUAAUGUUCCCUUUAGUAUGUAUGAUUCCAGGGAAUUACAAAGUGGAUAAGGACACUUUUAAGACAGCGUAGGGUAUUGCUAUGGCCCCUGUCGACCAAAAUAAUUUAAAAAUUUUAAAUAGUCACUUCUAACUUUUCACAGCAUCAAGGCCUUGAGAACUUAAUGACAGCUGUUUAUUCUUUCCCCAAGAAAAUAGAGAACUAUGCAUGGACAAUAAUUUGCACAGGUCAUAAGAUUUUAAAACUCCCCAGAAUGUCUCCGUGGUUACCAAGUGAAAAGUUUCUGCAUCACAUCUGUAACUCACACACAGCUACUUAACUAUGUCUCUACUGGAACACGGGCAUGGCAGCUAAAAAUCUUAUGUAGGGGAGAAACUUCUUAACACCAACAAUAUUCCAAAUCUGAUAGUGUUGAGGUUGCAUAGGAAAGUAAAGCAUACUGAAUGGAAAAUUAUCUUUUAGAAAGUUAUCUGUUCACAAAGUAGUCCAUAUUCAAGUAACAGCCCUUACUCAACAUACUAUGUCAUUUAUGUGUUAUAGAUUCAAAAUUUAGUUUUCUGCAGACUAAAUUUUACAUAAAUUUUACAAUAAAAUUUGGCAUGAGAUAUAUAAAUUUCACAUUGAAAAUAAUAUAAACUGCAAAAAAUGUUUAUUUGAGCACCUGGAAGUCUUAGGAAGAACCUUAAGAAAAGUAAUGAAUAAAAGAAUAUUGUUGCAGGCUUUACCAAACAGAGAAAGGAAAAUCAUUUCUCAAAGAAUUCUAUCACAAAAGACUGAUUAUCAAGUCACUACUAAUAAACAAGUUGCUAAGCAUGCAAAAAAUAAUACAUGAUUUCAAUGAUGUCUUUAUUUUAGUAACUUUUUUAAAGAUAAGAUAACAUCCAAGCCAAUUUCUCCUCCCAUUUAUUAUAAGAUGUUGGAUUUCUUCUUGUGGAUUUGCAUUAAUCAGUCUUUUCCAUGUCCCAAUUAACUGACAGUGAUGAAGACCUCGGUGAUUAGAUGUAACUGUAUAGUUUUCAUUUCUUCUAAUGCCUGUUCUUUGAAAUGUCUCCCGUUUCAGUUGGAGAACACGUACACAGGACACACUUCCCCUGUUUAGGGUCUUUUCAGUGAGGCUUUCUCUGUAAAGGGGAAAAAAAAAUUCCUCUAAAAAUUGAAUUGCCCGAUGAGCUGGAGACGCCCAGAAAUAGCUAACUCUUCAGUGUUAGCCUCAUAUGUUCAUUCUCAAAUGUGACUGUACAUAAAUUGCUUCAUGGGGUUUACCUUAAAAAAAUACACAUAUUCUUUGAUUUUGUGUGCCCAUUUACCACAAGAAAUUAACUUUUAUACAAGAAAAGUCAUUUAUUUUUCUUUCAUUUAAUAUUUUAAGUAAUAUUGGGAUUUUCUUAUAUUUAGUGGUAUUAUGAAAAUACCCCUCUUUUCUUGUCCUCUUACCAAGGGCUUAACAUUUCAAUAAAUGAAUAUCAUAGCUGAAUGCUCCCAUUUUUAAGAGGACAGGUACUAUUGAUAAUAAAGACAAUGCACGAUGCAUUAUAAGCUUCAAAAAGAAAUUGAACUCAUUGAAUAUUUCUACAGGAUCUUACGUUGAUAUUUUCUUUCCUCAUGACACCUAAGAUGUGUAUGAAAACUGAAAUCCAUUCAUCAUAUUGCUGUUUUAUCAGCAUUAGAUAAACCUGAGUUUGGUGAAAACAACUGAAGCCUGAAUUUGCUUCAGUAUGGAUGUGGGACAUGUGUGUAGAUGCUACAGAGAUACAACACUCGGGGUACCCCAAGCUAUGUGUGUUCACAUGUUUGAGAUGUCAACCUGAGCUCCCGGGGACUGCCUGUACAGGGAUUUCAUCCACAGCCUCGUAAAUGAGUACUGUUGCCAUGAUAAACACUUCGUCAUUAGUCACUGCUUAAUAUUUUACUAUUUGUAUGGUUGUUAAAUUUGAAAAUAAAAAUAUUUUUAAACUGA
Molecule: messenger RNA, 5660 nt
Organism: Meriones unguiculatus (Mongolian gerbil)
Lineage: Eukaryota; Metazoa; Chordata; Mammalia; Rodentia; Muridae
Gene: Tfec
Product: transcription factor EC
Exons: 9
Coding region: 175-1398 (407 amino acids)
Biological process (GO): regulation of transcription by RNA polymerase II
Cellular component (GO): nucleus
Molecular function (GO): RNA polymerase II cis-regulatory region sequence-specific DNA binding; protein dimerization activity; DNA-binding transcription factor activity, RNA polymerase II-specific
Source: RefSeq, a predicted model, not a curated record